This is a messenger RNA of Leptomonas pyrrhocoris, 3372 nucleotides long. RefSeq lists its product as hypothetical. NCBI's taxonomy places the organism in Eukaryota, Euglenozoa, Kinetoplastea, Trypanosomatida, Trypanosomatidae. The transcript has a single exon. Bases 1 to 3372 code for a protein of 1123 amino acids. The record is from RefSeq and is a predicted model, not a curated record.
AUGCCUCGUCCGUCAGACCAGCAACGGGCCGCCACAGAGGCCGGCUUCGGUGCAGGCAACACCGGCGCGACGCCCUCGGCUGACAUCCUCACGGAGGACGUUGACCAGGCGCUCCUGCACUUCUCCGCAGCGGUGAAGGAGCACAACCAGCCCGUUCUCACCCGCACAGUGCUGUUCAUGAAUGAGCUGCUCACCAGCAGCGCCUGGAGGUCCAAACGGUACCGCGAGGAGGAGGAGAGUUUCAACGCGGCACUGGCGAGCCUGAAUGGGCGUGGUCACGGCGGGUCGACAGCGGGACCGGCGCACACCGGCACACUGCACGGCGGUGGGCCGUCUCUUACGCAGUGGGUGGACGCGCUGGAAUCACUGACAGCGGCGGGGCUGCCCACCGCCCUCCAGUACCUGCGCGACCUCUACAAGACCUCCACUGCGUGGACCGAGGUGGAUCGGCGUUGCUCCAUCGCAGUGCUGAAUUUUAUCUUUUUUGUUUUGGUUCUCUUCCGGCAAACGCAGCGGCGUGUCGCUUCACUGCGGCUGCACCAGCAGAAUCAAGUAACUCAGCCGCAACAGCAACAGCAGCAGUGGACCUCCGCCGCGGCCUCACCGAGCAGCACCAUCACCCCGUUUCUGUUUGAAGCCUCCCACACGGCGCUGCCGGCUCCUUCCUUCUGUGAGGAAGGGCGCGCCCUGGACGUCGUUGAGGUCCGCAUUGCCUCGCUCUACCAAGCACAACAAACUAUCGUGAUGCCGUAUUUGUGCUUCAUCUCCUGGAACGCCGAGGCACAGCUGCACGCCGUUAACAUCCGCGCCUCCGUUUGCAUCAAAGGGAUGCCUUCGCUCUCCGAGCUUCCGCAGGUUCCGCUGUACCUCAGCGAGUACGAUGGCUGGAUCUGGGUGUGGAUGACGGUGGCGCUCUACAGCGCCCUGAGCUUGCCGGGCACGCCGCGCGCCCAACCGAGCUCGAUGCACAACGUGCGAGCGGCGCCGUCCUCGCCCGAUCCGGGCGGCGCCUCCGUGGCCACCACAUCCGUCGGAUCACCGCCACCGGCAGCGGUGACACGCCCCCAUGGGUUUUACUUCAGCGCUUCGCCGCAGUCGUCACCGUUGGCGCGUCGCGACAGCACGUCGUUCGCCGGCCGCGGUGCCGAGACAGCCGGAGCGGCACCGGGCUCACACGGCUCAUCUCGUCAUCGAGGUGUCGGCGGGGGAGUUGGAGGCGCCGCGGGAAGCGUCGAUGAUGCUUUGAAUGGCGGUGGUGGGGUGGGUGCCUCGAGAAAGAAGCCGUCGGUGCGGAGUGCGGUGGUUCGUCUGCUCCUCCAAAUGAGCCCACACGAUGGCGGGGAUCUCUACAUGCACAAGAUGGUCGCCGUGCUGUUCUCCUCAUUUGAGCUUUUGCUGCACCACUGGACACGCGGGCAGCCGGUCAUCGGCGAUCUCCUGCGGGAGUGGACGCAGCGCGUCGUCCACAGCCGUCUCAGCCCCCACCUCGCCUCCCUCACCCGCCUGCGCGCGUGGCUCGACCUCAUCCUGGAUGGCUCGCUUGAGGAGCUGACGCGGGUGGUGGUGACGCUGGACGACGUGGUCCUGCACACCUCAUUUUUGUUCUUCUCGAGCACGCGACCUCUUCUCCGGUUGCAUCAGCUGCUGGAGCAGCUCGUUCCCCUGCAGGUAACGCUCUUGUUCCUCUACCAACUACACCUAGAGGCGCAUCGAAGUGCAGAGGAGGACGAGAGAGACGACGAGGUGGUCGGCACCUACCGCUUCCCACUGGAGGACGCGGACGAGGUGUACGGCAGCGAUGGCGCGCGAUCUCGUUGGACGGAGCAGCGUCGUACGCGCACACAUGAGCUUUGUGCAGGCGACGUGCUGCGGUACUGCACCGCCGUCUCACAGCUACUGGCACAUGUCGCUGAGCUGCUUCUGGAGCCGCACACGCAGCGUACGAACGGCUUCAACGCUUUCCAGCUGCCGCAGAGCUUGUGCUGUGCUAUGCUGAAGAACACGAUGAUGUUCAUGGCGUCUGAGAUGAUGCUAAACGAGGAGUUUUGGGUCUCCGUGCGCGGCGGGGGUGGCGGACGUGACGGUGGUAGAGGCGGUGGGUCGGCCAUGCGCAAGCAGUGGCGAUGGUGGUCCGUGUGGACGAACACGGCGCACUUUGUGUGCGUCACCGGCGGCCGCUUCGGGGAGCCGGAGGAGUCCGAUGCGGACUUGCUCUACCACCAGCGCCGCCGCGACGUCUUCUACGUUCAGGCCAUCUCGCUCGCCAUGGAGGACGUGUACGCGCUGCUGCAGAUGAUCGCCUCCACCGACAUGCAGCAGUCUGUCACUGCCCCGCGCACGCUACACCUCAUCUUCCUGCGACUGCGCGCUUUUUUUGUCCGCCUGCACGAGGAGCACGUCGCUGCGAUUAGCUUGCACGUUGUGAGCCCGUUCUCAGCCCUGCGCGACGACACCUUCAACGCCUUUGCCCAGCUGCUGGAGCACUACGUCGCGGUGACGGCGAUGGAGAGGGUGCCAUUUCUGGCCUCGACCGACCCCCUCAAUGGAGCAAACCCGCUGCCGCCUCCUUUCUUUUCCUCCCCCUCGACACCCCUGCACCGCUCGCUGUGGCUGCUGGCCGUCGCCUACCUGCGCCUCGCCACGAUCAACUCCUCCGCCACACAAGACGGUGACGCAGCCCCGCCGGACUCGGCCCACCCGGUGCAACACGCAGAGGAGCAGCCGACAACCAGCUCGCAGACGUCGGCGCGUCGGCGUGCGCUCUCCACUCACAACUUCGUCUGCGCCACUCCGUUUGCCAGCCUCUUCUACCUGCGUGACCGCUCGUACGAGUCCUCGGAGGAUUGGAUGCAGCAGACGGAGAAGUGGCAGAAGAAAAUUUUGUUGCGCAACGGCAAAGAGGUGCCACAGCUGCGGGACUCCGCCCACCUAUUUCGGUGCUACCGCGGCGAGGUGCAACAGAACGAAGAUGCAGCGCGCGAGCUGCUACUGCUUGCAUCGGUGCGUUGGCUAUCUGCCGCCUUGUGUGCCGCGAGCCGUGCGCACGUUAUGGGAGAGACGGAGAGGCUGAGUCGAUCGACGUCGUCCUUUACGAAUGCGCGCGCCUCGCCACGCGGGACGGAGUCGCAGUCCUCCAUCUACGUCACCGCCUUCUCGCGCUACCUAUGUAUGGCGAAGGACAUCUCAAGCCCGUGUCUCUUGUUCCUGUUGCAGAUCAUUCGCGAUGAGCUGCGCGGCUGCAAGGAGCGGGAAGGGUCCACGCACCACUCCAACGCAUCCGCGAUCACCGGCGAGGGGGGCAAUUGGCUGGGUGAGCAGGACUUGUUGGACGCCCGAGCUUUUGAGUGCGAGGUCUCGCUCUACUCUGUGUGA